AAUUGCAAUAUUUUUGUUAUUUAUUUAAUUAUUUCUAAUUAUGCUCCGGAAUUUGGAAACUUUAAAUUCUACUAUAUUUUUGCGGUUUGUUGUGCUAAAUAUAGGGUAUACCCUGUAGGUUUAUCUGUUAUCAAGUCUGUCCAAGGGAUACAAUAAAAUGGAUAAGGAUAUCCCUAAAGAAAGUUGUGAUUUGUGUUUGAUAGAAGGCCGGCGAGUUGUUAAUAUUAAGAACACUUAUUUGCACCCUCUCUAUGAGAAACUUUCGAAUAUGAAGAUUGAAAGUGAGACAUGCUGUAUGUGCUAUAUCUGCCAUACGAGAUUGCGACAAUGCCACCAGCUGUGCGUGCUGGCGGAACGGAGUACUCGUAGGCUGCACAUGGCCUUUAUUGAUCCUCUCGAGGUUGUCGGUAAAUCCAAAGACAAGUCCCUACUAGAGUUGUCACAGUCGGAGACGGUAACUACAUUCAUAACCGGUGAUGAGGUCCAGAACAAGUCGGAUGUCAAACAAGAGGAGAGGUUCUUCUUCUAUGACAGAGAAGUCCAGAAAAAAAAUGAGCAAAUUAGAGAUAAGUGCAGUGAAGAUGCUGAAGAGCUAUCGGAAUCCAGCUUAGAGUCUGAACUUGACUCGGACAAUGAUGAGCAACCUAUCAAGCGGGAGGUUUUGGAGAAGAGAGAUGAGCAGCUUGUAGCACAACCUCCGGACAUACAAAUGGAAGCUAUACAAAGGGAAGAUCUACAGAAGGCAGAUGAGAACUUUUUCGCAAUACCGAUCGAAAAUCCAGACGCGCAAAUCAAAAUGGAGUCUGUGGUCGCUAAGAACAGCCUUACUGACUCACACAUUAAGGUCGAAGUUGAGAGGCAGACUGAGAUCACGAUAGAGUACGAGGGAACCUCCUCCUCCGAGAGCGACUCGAGCGAGGAUCUCUCCUCUCUCGACCUCCCACCUCCGAUGAGCACCGCUAGACCGAGACCGAGUCACGUUUUAAAUCCUCGGCCGACAGUCGAAUCUAUGGCCAACCGACCGCACGCCUGUGAUCUCUGCCCGAGACGCUUCAAACUCAAGACGGGGCUGACGCAGCACAGGAAAACGCACACAGGAGAGAAACCGUACACCUGUGAAUACUGUAGUCGCAAGUUCCUCUGUCGAACCAACCUCAAGACCCAUCUCUACACACACACCGGCGAGAAACCGUACUCCUGUGAUAUUUGCCAGCGGAAAUUCACAAAUAGCAGUCAACUGAGGCGUCACAUACCGAGGCAUGUGGACUUCCGACCGUUUCAAUGCCAGUUCUGCGAUAAACGGUUUCUGCUGAAAGAUGUGUACCAGAAGCAUGUCUCGCGGCAUACUGCUGUUGAUGAGUUCAGAUGUGACAUAUGCCAAACCAAGUACAAGACGCAGCAGUCCCUGCGGGUGCACUACCGCAGCCACACGGGCGAGAAGCCCUACUGCUGCGACGUGUGCGGCCUCCGCUUCGUGGUCAAGAAGCAGCUGGAGCGACACGCGACGGUCCACACCAACCUCAAACCCUUCGCCUGUCAGGUCUGCCCGGCUACCUUCAAGACGAAGCACUGUUUGAGAGCGCAUGAGAAAAGACACACGGGGGAUGACAGGUUCACCUGCAGCGUCUGCCAGCGUCGCUUCUCCCAGAACUGCGACCUCCGUAACCACAUGCGUACACACAUCGGCGAUAGGCCCUUCGCCUGCGACUACUGCCCUAGCAAGUUCUACCAGCGGAGCACCCUCAACGCACACAUCAGGACGCAUACGGGGGAGAAGCCCUACACCUGCGAUGUAUGCCAGCGAAAGUUCACCCAAAACAGCAGCCUCACGAGGCAUAGAAGAACGCAUAACAGCAAGAGCACUUACAUGUGAAAAUGUGGAAGUUGAUAAUGAUCUUAAGUAGAGUGAUAUCAUGUUAAAUACGCAGCGGAGAUGCUGGCGUGAAAACCAAAUUGAAAAUGUUUCUAGGCAGAGUAUUAUGUGUAAUAUGCGCCAUAUAAACGAUUUGAAAAUUUUUUUUUGGUGGAAUUACAAAAUGAAAAUCCAAUUUUCUAAUGAUUCUAGGUAGAGUGGGGUGGAAUGCUGUAUAUCGAUAAUGGUUCUAGUUGUGAUGUUGGAGAUGCUAGAAUGAAAAUCAAUUUGAUAAUGGUACCAGUACCCAUAGUUUUUCGGCCUUUUGGCUAAGAUCAAAAUGUAGUAAGUUCUACCAGCGUAGCACCCUCAACGCCCACAUCAGGACGCAUAGUGCAUACUGUAGUGUGAGUCCUGAUGUGGCUAGAAGCCCUACACCUACGAUGUAUGCCAACGAAAGUUCAUUCAGAAUAGCAGCCUCUCGAGGUAUACAAGAAGGCCACAGCAGUCGCAAGAGUGCAUAUACAUUAUGUGACAAGGACAACCAUAAUUUGACAAUGGUUUUAGGUACAGUGAUAUGUGAAUAUCCUGGCUGUCAUGCCAGUUUGAUAACCAAAUUUGGUAAAGUGAUAUAUUCUGAUUUGUGGUGGUGAUGAUAACCAUUUUCUUAUGGAACUUUGCUGUCAUCAUUUAAAAAAAGGACAGUGUAUGGAAAACGUGGGAGAGCCAUGCUUCGGCACGAAUG
Aricia agestis (brown argus) is the source of this 2597-nucleotide messenger RNA. Its product is annotated as zinc finger protein 557-like. Gene Ontology annotation, molecular function: RNA polymerase II cis-regulatory region sequence-specific DNA binding; DNA-binding transcription factor activity, RNA polymerase II-specific. The transcript is spliced from 7 exons. Bases 158 to 1873 code for a protein of 571 amino acids. The record is from RefSeq and is a predicted model, not a curated record. Gene Ontology annotation, biological process: regulation of transcription by RNA polymerase II. NCBI's taxonomy places the organism in Eukaryota, Metazoa, Arthropoda, Insecta, Lepidoptera, Lycaenidae.